Messenger RNA from Seminavis robusta, 1923 nucleotides. NCBI's taxonomy places the organism in Eukaryota, Bacillariophyta, Bacillariophyceae, Naviculales, Naviculaceae. The record is from the annotation of a GenBank genome assembly.
AUGGAAACAUCUGCAGUCUCUGGUCAGCAAAGGGUGGAGACGUGGGACCUGAAAGAAGUGGAUAGCAGCGUCAAGGAAUUGACUCCUGCCGAAACGUUGGAUGCCACUGUAGACGAGAUUUCCCGUCAGCUAACAGAGAUAGUAUCAAUAGAAGAAGAAGCUGCCGCCCAACAUGCAAAUGGUGGAAAGACUCCACCGCGACAAACCAAGCUGGGAGAACUCUGUAUGGUGACCUGGGCCUAUGGAAUCCUCCGACCGCGUAGACGACCGCCGGGUUGGCUUCAGCCUCCACAAAUGGAUAGUCUGCACUCACUGGCAAAGAAACUGGGAGCGAAGUCUAGAAAGGACUUUCUUACAUUUGAAGAAUGGACCUUGAAUGACGAGGAUGACAUGUCAUGGAAGCAAAACGCUAAGGUGGAGAUUGAUUCGUCACAUAGCAAUCCCACCGAUGCCCUAUUUGAUACCAUCGCCGAAGCACUCUGCCGGCCAUCAUCUCAAAAUGAAACCAAUUUUGACGCGACAGCAUCCCUGCACGAUCCCCAGUUGGAACUCAUGCGUCUGUCGGAUUGUUCGUGGAGCGAGAUUGCCAAUCUCGCGUGGGCUUUUGAAAAGUGCGGAAGGAGUCUAUCCCCAGCAUCCGAAACACUGCUUCGUGCGCUGGCUCACGAAGCGGCAUGGCGGUUACGUACGGGAGGUGCGAAGACGCGAUCCAUGCUAAGUCGAGACAUCUCGCAAUUGAUCUGGGCUUUGGGGACACUGCAGCAAGACAAUUUUAGAUUGGCUCACGACUUGGUGAUACUUCUGGAUGACUUCUCGGCAUACAUGGGCUUUGAACUCAACGACGCCAACGCCAGAGACUCAAGACCAUUCAGGAGCUGGAGUAGUCCUGAUAUUGUACAAACCAUUCUGGCGCUUUCCCAUGCUAGAGUCGACGAUUCCCAACUUUUGCUUGCAUUAUUCGAAGAAGCACACAGCCGCUUGGACAGUGGUAUUUGUGCUUCGGACUCGCGACGGGAACACGGGCGCAAAACGUUCCUGGCGUGGGAAGUGUGUGUACUGCUUUGGGCGCAGGCUCGAUUGUACUUGACAGCCGCGGAGGGCGACGUCUACGAGCAAUUCCCUGGCGCAGCUGUGUCUAACAUUAUCGCCACCUCGUCUUCAACCAGCUUGAAUGAUAUUGGGAUUGGUCCCCAGGAGAAAGCGAAUAUUGCCUGGGCGCUGACUGUUUUAGAACAUCAUCAAUCUGGCGAAGCCAUCGAUCUCCUGCGAGCUACCUUUUACGACGCUGCUAAAGCUUGCAAGCAGGAGGGUUUGAUUCAACUGGAGCAUGCCCAUCAGCUGUGGCAAGCUCUGUUUCUCUUGGAGGAGGAGAGUCCAUCUGCAGUGAGCAAAGUCCCCAAAUGGUUCAGGCAGUUGUUGAGCGAUAAGUGGAACCUAGAAAAGUCGAGAAAGAAGAUCAGCAGUGCACGGCACAAGUCCAUCAGCCAAGUCUUGAAUUUGAUGGGAGUUGCACACUACAAUGAACACGACGAAGACAUUGAUGUGGCAAUCGUCUUGAAGAAGCAAGCCUCAUGGGCUCACCAGACGUAUGCCGAGGAAAGUUCCAGCGCAAUGAAAGUAGCUGUUGAGUUUGACGGACCCAACCAUUUCACUCGAACAAGGAUACCCCGGGGCGAGACCAUGGCAGCGCCAGUGCGAGCAUUGGGGCACACUGUGCUGAAGUAUCGGCUGCUAAAAAGGAAAGGGUGGACUGUCGUUCGAGUUCCAUUCUAUGAGUUUGACAAGAUUCCAUUUUGGGCGAGCAUGGAGAGACAACGGUACUUGCAAAGGUUGCUGAAGACUCAUGCAAACAUCAGAUUCAGUGACGUUGACAUCAGUGAUUAUAGCGCCAUGGCACCCAACCGAAAAACCCGUUUUGAUUGA